Molecule: messenger RNA, 9329 nt
Organism: Paramecium primaurelia
Lineage: Eukaryota; Ciliophora; Oligohymenophorea; Peniculida; Parameciidae
Source: the annotation of a GenBank genome assembly
AUGUUAUAAUUGGUACCUCAUUAUCAUGUGGAAAUGAUGAAAAAUAAUCUAAAAUAAUAUCAAUUUAAAUUAUAUGAUGCAAUAGAAGGAUAACAAUAUGAAAUCGCGCUGCUAAUUUUGGAUUAACUAAAUUCAAGAUCAGCUUGGAUUAGUGGAAUUUAUUUUAUAAUGAAUGUAUAUGAAUUGGAUAAUAAUAUCAUAAAUAAGUUCUUGAAAAUAGUAUAAUAAUCAGAUGAACUUGAGAUGACAGAAUAUGAAUAAUUAGUAUUAACAUAGAUUUGUCAAUAAUUUAUGAAUGUUGAAAUGAUCAUACUUUUAUAUAAGUAUAAUUUGAAUGGUUGGAUUUAAUUAUCUCCAAAGAUUCAUCUUUAUUUAAGGAAUUCUGUCCACCCAUCAGUACCUCAUAUAUUUAUUAACUACUAUAUUAAAAAAAAUAUAGAAUUAUUAGAAAAACAUGAAUAAUCUUUUAAUGAAGACUUUGUAUGGACACUUAAAGAUAUCAGAACAUUUUAUUAAUUGAUGCCUACAAAUAUUAUGUAUCCAUAUUAUUAACUAAUUCAAAUUUCUAUAUACGUAAGAAUGCUUGAUUUAGAAAAUGUUCCAUGUCCAAUAUCUCCAUAAACAAUUCCUAUUAAAUAUUCAACAAAAUUAGAAGAGAUUCUCAAGAAAUUAUUACUUUCUUAGCAUAAAGAUUGUUUAGAAUUAUAUGUAUUUUGUUUGAUUGAAAUUGGUUUAUUGAGAAUUGUUAUAACAAAUAUUAAAUUUAAUUUAACUUAAGAAUAGUUAACAUAAAUAAGAAAAUAGUUUAUCGAAACAGCAAUAAAAUAAGAUUAUAUUGUAGAUGUUGAAGUCUUUAAAUUUUUAGAUGAUAUUUAAUCUUUUAAUCAUGAAAUGAAAUUGGAAAUAUAUAGAAAAAAUCCUUAAUUUUAUGAAAAUAUUGAGUCUUUGAAUAUUUUUGAUGAUAUAUCUAUAAUAAAUGGGUUAAUGCAUAAUUUCUCCUUUUUAGUGAAUUAACAAGUAUGAAUCAAUAUCUUUAAUUUAGAAAGUUAUUUAAUAAUUAGCAUAAUUUAAUUCAUUAUAUUCACUAAAGGCUAUAUGGAUUUUACAUAUUGAUGGAGCAAUUCCUCACUUAACAAAUAAUCCUAUAUAACAAUUUAAAUUAAAAAACUUCAAAUGUCUUAAUGUAUUUAAUCAAAUUCAAUAUUAAUAAAAUUAUGAACAUCUAAUGGAAGCUUUAAAAGUAACUGCAAUAUGCAUUUGGACUGAUAAAAAAAUAAAAUAAGAGGAAUUAGAAAAUAAAUUAUUGUUAUCAUAUAUUAAAUAAUGUAUAACACAAGAGAAUUGUUAAAAUAUUUUAAAACUAUUGUUUAGUAUUUCUAAUGGAGUUUUUGAAGAAAAUUAUGAUAUUUAGUAAAUAUCAAUUCAAGUACCUUAUUUCUUAGAAUUAUUAAUAAUUUUGUUAUUUGAAUAAAACGUUGAUGUUGCUUAGAAAUAAUUUUAUUUAUAAUAAUUAUUAUUGUUGACAUAAAAUCUUGAAAAUGUAUUAUAAAUUAUGAAGUGUUAAUUAAUAGAAAGACUCAUUUUCUUUUUAAGGAUUGAAAAUGUAUGUUAAGAAUAAAUAAUCGAAAUAUUAAUAAAUUGUAUUAAAGUUAGAUUUUCAUUAUAGUAUUUAAAAGCAAUUGCUUAAUUUAUGUCACCAUAUUAAUCUUUGAUUAUGAUACCUUAUAUACAAGAAAAAUAAAAGUUUAUUUAAUAUAGAAAGAUUGCUUCUAUCUUAGGGGUGCCUCUGUAAUCUAUAGAAUGUGGGACAUUUUAAUAAUAAAUGCACUUUCAAGCUCCAAUUCUUAACAAAGACCUUUUCUUAAAAAAUUCUACUCUCUUACUACAUUGUUUAAACAAGGUGAUCUCUAUUUAAAAUGAUUAAUAUUAUUAUUUUACUGGACAUUAGAGUGGCAUUUUGGUAAAAGGAAAGAUGCAAUUUGAAACACAAAAUAAUAUUUUCUCUANUAUUGUAGAUGUUGAAGUCUUUAAAUUUUUAGAUGAUAUUUAAUCUUUUAAUCAUGAAAUGAAAUUGGAAAUAUAUAGAAAAAAUCCUUAAUUUUAUGAAAAUAUUGAGUCUUUGAAUAUUUUUGAUGAUAUAUCUAUAAUAAAUGGGUUAAUGCAUAAUUUCUCCUUUUUAGUGAAUUAACAAGUAUGAAUCAAUAUCUUUAAUUUAGAAAGUUAUUUAAUAAUUAGCAUAAUUUAAUUCAUUAUAUUCACUAAAGGCUAUAUGGAUUUUACAUAUUGAUGGAGCAAUUCCUCACUUAACAAAUAAUCCUAUAUAACAAUUUAAAUUAAAAAACUUCAAAUGUCUUAAUGUAUUUAAUCAAAUUCAAUAUUAAUAAAAUUAUGAACAUCUAAUGGAAGCUUUAAAAGUAACUGCAAUAUGCAUUUGGACUGAUAAAAAAAUAAAAUAAGAGGAAUUAGAAAAUAAAUUAUUGUUAUCAUAUAUUAAAUAAUGUAUAACACAAGAGAAUUGUUAAAAUAUUUUAAAACUAUUGUUUAGUAUUUCUAAUGGAGUUUUUGAAGAAAAUUAUGAUAUUUAGUAAAUAUCAAUUCAAGUACCUUAUUUCUUAGAAUUAUUAAUAAUUUUGUUAUUUGAAUAAAACGUUGAUGUUGCUUAGAAAUAAUUUUAUUUAUAAUAAUUAUUAUUGUUGACAUAAAAUCUUGAAAAUGUAUUAUAAAUUAUGAAGUGUUAAUUAAUAGAAAGACUCAUUUUCUUUUUAAGGAUUGAAAAUGUAUGUUAAGAAUAAAUAAUCGAAAUAUUAAUAAAUUGUAUUAAAGUUAGAUUUUCAUUAUAGUAUUUAAAAGCAAUUGCUUAAUUUAUGUCACCAUAUUAAUCUUUGAUUAUGAUACCUUAUAUACAAGAAAAAUAAAAGUUUAUUUAAUAUAGAAAGAUUGCUUCUAUCUUAGGGGUGCCUCUGUAAUCUAUAGAAUGUGGGACAUUUUAAUAAUAAAUGCACUUUCAAGCUCCAAUUCUUAACAAAGACCUUUUCUUAAAAAAUUCUACUCUCUUACUACAUUGUUUAAACAAGGUGAUCUCUAUUUAAAAUGAUUAAUAUUAUUAUUUUACUGGACAUUAGAGUGGCAUUUUGGUAAAAGGAAAGAUGCAAUUUGAAACACAAAAUAAUAUUUUCUCUAUUAUCAUCUAAUUUAAAGGUUAAUUAAAAUAAUCAACUCUCUUAAAUUGGGGAAAUUAAGACAUAAGCUUUUCAGUAGCUAUUGAAGAUCAUUAACUACUCAGUAUUAGAUACAAAUAACAAGAUAUAUUAAAAACAGCUAAGUACACUUUGAAAUAUUAAGAGAAUUUUAUUGUCAUAAAUUUCAAUUAGAAUAAAGCAUUUUAAGUAAAUAUCAAUGGUAAUGAUGUUUUGGCAAAACAAGCAGAUUAAUUUGAUAAUUUUUAAAUUCCUGUUUUAAAUUUCUUUACUGUUGGUGCAAAACUGACUAAUGAUGAAUCCUUAAGUGAUUCUUUCAGAGGAGAAAUGAGAUUGCUUUAUAUUUUAGAUUAAAAUAUUAAUGCAGAAGAUAUUUACAUUUUAGAAAAGAAAUCUUAGAAUAACUCGAUUUUAUUUUCAUAAUUACUUAGAAUGUAAAUCAAAGGUAGGAUUUUGUUAUAUUUAAAUAAUUAAUCUUAGAAGUAAGACAUAUAAUUUGAUGGAUUGUUAUAUUAGAAUAAUCAAACCAUUAUUGAGAAUUGUUAAUAUUUGAUGUUUAGAGGAAGAAGAUAAAAAUAAACUACAAUAUCAAAAUUUAUGGGAAAAUUGUUUUAAUAAAAGAAAAAUUAAAAUUAAUUGGAUGUUUCCAAUUAAAAUUCAAAAAAUGUAUUAUUCUUAGAGAACACUACUUUACUAGAUGUUAUGAAAUCUUAUGGAAAUUUGGAUAUUCUUUUUUUCCCAUUGCAUAUUUUGAAUGACACUAAAUGUGUAAUUAGUGUUUUAUAAUUGCUUAACACAAUAAUUCAAAAGUUUGGAGAUGAUAAUUCAAUAUAAAACUAUUUGAGAUCUGAUUCUUAAUAUAAAGGGAUUAAAGUCUUAGGAUAUUUAUUAACAGUACAUAUGAAAACAUAAGGAUGCUCAAUUUAAUUAUUAUAGUAAAUACUUAAUUUUUAUAAUUCUUUAUUAUAAUGUUAAAUAAUUUAAAUAUUAAAGUAAGAUUGCAUGUGUAUAUAUCAUGAAUUUGAAUUUUGGUAAUAUUGUUAAUAUGAUAUCCUUUUAUAUCUUUACUCUUAUCUAUUUGAAUAGUUAUAAAACAAAGAAGAGUUAUUUACUUAUUUUAAAGAUUAAGUACAAGUAUUGUAUUAUAUUUUGUAAGUCUAAUUAAUAUCUUAUGAAGAGAGUAAAGGUGAUUAAUAAAAUUAUAUCUAAACUAGAAAGAUCUUAUUAAAAUGCAUUUUAUACCUAAUGUACAAUACAUUUUUUUAAAUGUAAUUUAUUAAUGAUUAAAUCAUACCUAUACAGAUGAUAAUUAGAGAUAAAAAGUAUUAAUCAAGUGAUAAUUUAUAAAUACUAAAAAAUGAAAUUAUGUUGAUAUUAAAUUAUAUCACUUUAAAAAAUAUUAAUGAUUUAGUGAUUUUAUUGGGAUUUACAGUUAGAAAACCAUAAAUUAAUUUAAUUUUAGAGUUAUUAACUGAUAUUAGAUAAGGUAAUUAAUCAUCUCAAAAGGAAUCAUUUUUAGAUGUGACGUAGAGUUAAUAUGUUUUAAAGAUAGAGAAUGAUGAUACUAUUUUAUAAAUUAUAUUCAAAGUUGUUUAUGGUGUAAUUAUUGAAAUGAUAAAUUAAAAUACUUUAGAUGAUUUAUUAUUAGGUCCAUUAAUGGAAAUAUUAGUUAAAGUGCAAGUUCACUAAAUUAAUUAUGAAUAUACAUUAAUAGAAUUAUAAUAAGCUAAGAAUUCAUAAUAAUAAUAAAAAACAAAAGAAUACAGUGCUAUAAAGUCAUUAUUCAUUAAAAUCAAUUAUAUUUUAUUUGAAAUAAAUAGCAGUAUUAUUUGUUGCUAAAAAACAUUUUAGGUUUUAAUUAAUGUAUAAUAUUAAUAUUUAUUUAGAUUAGUUAUCAAGUUUGGUAUUAAAAUAAGAAUUAAAUUUAGAAAAAGAAGUUUUAAAUUUAUUACUAUUACACUUUACAUUAUAUAAUCUUGAAACUAAAUAAUUGAUAAUAGAAUUCUUUCUUCAAUCUUUGUAAUAUAAAGUAUUUAUGAAUUAAUUGUGUAAUCAUAAAGAACUAAUGAAUUUCUUUAAAGAUUUGAUUAAUAUAGAUAUUGGUUAAACAUUAAUAAAUUAUAUUGUAUUACAUCAUAUAGAAAAUAUUGAUUUUUCAGCCAAGAAAAUAUUGAAAUUAUUUAAUAUGAUACCAUAACAAAAUAAUUAAUUUAUGAAGGUCAUAUUGACAAUUUUGUUACUUUAAAAUAACACUAAUAAUAAAUAAAAUCCAAAAUCAGAAAUUUCAUUAUUAGAUUUAUUUAUGUUCUUACCAACUGCAUUAACAUAAAAUUAAGAGUUGAUCUUAAGUGAUCCAGAAUUAUUUGUUAAGGUAUUUCAUGAAUAUGUUACCUAUUUAUAAAAAUAAAACAUUCUAUAUUCAUUUUAUCCUGAUACUGAAUAUAUAGGAUAUUAUGAAUAUGAUCCAAUACCAUUUUUUAGUUUUUUAUAAACUGAAGUAUCUAAAAAGUAUAUUUAUCCUAAUGGAGGAGUGAUGGGAGUUGUCUUAUUUAUAUUAUUUUAUUCAUUAGAACUAUUAAUUUAAAACAAGGAAGCGAAAUAGUUAUUACUUAUUUGGAAGAGACUAUUAAUAGAAAAAUAAAAAUCUUAAUUUCAACAUAAUUCUUAAAUAUUAAUAAAUGAUGAAUAAAUUCCAAAUUUAUAAAUGAAAAUUAAGAAAAUUAAAAUUAAAUCUUAAAAAUCUUCAUUAAUGUAAAAAAUUAAACAAACAAUGUUAGGUGAAUAUCAAUUAACUCAAUACGAUAAAUAUUUUUAUGAUAUACAUUUAUAUCAUGUUUUAAAAUUCUAAUAGAUAUCUUAAUAAUAUUCAGAAGAACUAUAUGAUAUUUUUACUUCUAUUAAGUUCAAAUUUGAUAAUUUUUUAAACUUUCAAUCUCUUUGGUCCAUCAUUGAAUCAAACAAUCUAUAAAAUUAUAGUGAUCAAUUAUCAACUAAAAUUAAUUUAGAAUAAUUAUCAAUUAUUACAUCAUUUGAAGAUAUAAACAAUAGAGCUUAUUAGAUUAUUACUUAAUUUAAUUUAUAAAGUCAAUAAAUAGAAUCAGCAAUUUAAUUAAAUGGUAAAUUAAGUAAUGAUGCUAAGAAAUUUUUAGAUCUUUUAAAUAAAGUGAAUUCACCAUUAAAGUAUUUAGAAUUAUUUAAGGAAUAAGAAGAAUUAAUUUAAAAAGCAUGUGUUUAUCUUAAAUUGUAUUCAUUUAGACAAAUAUAAUUUACUUAAGAAUUAAGUAUUCUAUUAAAUAUCUAUUCAUUAAAUAAUUAAAGUAUUGAUCAAAUGGAUAAUACUGUUAUUAAUCUAAAUAAUUAAUAAUCAAUACUAUAACAAUCCUAGUAUUAAUAAUAAUUAUAUGACUUUCCAAAAAUUUCAUCUAAUCUAUUUAAUCAAUAUAAACAAGAUUUUUUAUUAAUAAUAUAAAAAUUUGAAAAUGAAUUGAUGAUAAAAUAACUUAUAAUAUAAUUCAAAGUUAAAUUACAUUAUAAAUAAAAUACACAUAAAAGAGGAUUGUGGUAUUUUAUGAAUUAUGGGGAUGCACACUUGUAUGAGCAAUUAAAUCAUGAAAAAUUAGAAUCAUUUUUAUAAUUAUUAGGAAAAGAAAGAUAUUCAAUAAAUAGUUAUGAAGAUAGUAUGAGAAGGAAAAUGUUUUUGAAAGUUUUUGCUAAAUAAAAAAAAACAUAUGAACAUAUAUAAUUAAAUAAAACAGCAUAAAAUAUUUUUAGUGAUCUAUAUAGUGCAUAAUAAAUAAUUUAAUAGAAGGAUAAAUUUAUUAAUAAUGAAAAUCAAAGAUAUAUUGCAGAAUUAAUAACUUAGAGAGGAUUUUAUAGAGGAAAAAUAAGAAUAACUAAUGAAUAUUUUAUGUUUGAGAAUUUUGGAUCAGACAUUUAAUUUCAAGAUGUUCAAUAUAAAUUUUAAAAAGAUAGUUUAUUAAAAACAGAAAAGUAGAAAUUAAUACCAUUGUCUUAAAUUAAAGAAGUUUUUCCAAGAAGUUAUUUGGCUCAACCAAUAGCCAUUGAAUUAUUUACUAAUAAUAAUAAAACUUAUUUGUUUAAUCUUUUUGGACAAAGAUAAAUAAUUAUGAAAAUUUUAUCAUAAUUUUGUAAUGUAAUAAUGAAUCCAAUUGAAUAAUUUAAAAAGAGUGGUAUAAUUGAGAAAUGGAGAAAAGGAGAUAUUACAAAUUUCUAAUAUUUGAAUGAAGUUAAUAAAUGGGGAGGGAGAACGUAUAAUGAUUUAAAUUAGUAUCCAAUAUUUCCAUGGGUUAUAGCAAAUUAUGUAGAUUUCGAUAUAUAAAAUAAAGAUCAUUUUAGAAAACUUGAUAUUCCUAUUGGAGCAAUCAAUUAAAAGAGAUUGGAUAAUUUCUUAGAAAGAUUUAAAUAAGCAAAUCCAGAAGAUAUGAAUAUGUACUUUAUUUAUGGAACUCAUUAUUCUCAUAGUGCAAUAGUUAUGAGUUUUUUAAUGAGAAUGGAACCAUUUGCUUCACUUCAUUAAGAGUUGUAAUCUGGAAGAUUUGAUAAAGCAGAUAGAUUAUUUCAUUCUUUAGAAUAAUAAUGGCAUUCUGUUACAAAUUCAAGUAGUGAUGUUAAAGAAUUAAUACCAGAGUUUUUCUAUUUUAGUGAAUUUUUAAAGAAUAAGAAUAAAUUUGAUUUAGGAUAACUUUAAUCAGGGACUGUAGUUAGUGAUGUAACAUUACCUUAAUUUAUAAAUACAAAUAGUCCAGAAGAGAUGAUAUUUUUGAAUAGAUUAGUUUUAGAAAGUGAGUAUGUAAGUAAUAAUUUACAUAAUUGGAUUGAUUUAAUAUUUGGAUAUAAAAGUGGAAUGAAUGCUUAAAAAUACAAUAAUUUAUAUCAUAGAUUAACUUAUAGUAAUUAUGUUUAAUAAUUACUAGAGAAAACUAAUGAUGAAAAGUUGAAAGAAUAAUAUAUAACUUAAGUAUAUUAUUAUGGAUAAACUCCAUAAUAAUUAUUUAAAAAAGAUCAUCCAGUAAAAUAAUAUUAAAAAUUAAAUGAUUCAUUAUUGUAAUUUAAAUAAAUUACAUAGAUGAAUAAUAAAUAAAAUAUUGAAAUUGAUCAACUAUUUUGUAAUGAUAAAUAUUUAGUAUUAAUAAAUAAUGAAUAAGAAAUUCAUGUUUUUAAUAUAGAAAAUAGAAUAACAAGUCAUAAAAUAUAAAAAGAUUUUGUCAAUUAAGAAAUUAAACAAUUGAAAUUUAAUCAAGAUAAUAUAUUUUUAUUAUUUGAUGAUUCUUUAGUGGUAAGUGGAUACUCUGAUAAUUCUGUAAAAGUCUAUUCUCUUAAAGAUCUCAAAUUAACAUGUUCUGUAUUAUACCAUACUAAAGUUGUUACUAGUUUAGGUAAAAGUUCUACAAAAUUAUUAUGUGGUAGUAGAGAUACAAGAAUAUCAGUCUGGGAAUGGACAUUAUCACAUUAACCAGAAUUUAUAUUAUAUGGACAUUAAAACGAAGUCUCUAUUAUAUAAGUUAAUUAGAUUUUAUAAAUUAUUCUAAGUUAUGAUCUAAAAGGAGACAUUCUCAUACAUACUCUAAAAGGAGCAUUUUUAAAAUUAAUUGAAACAUCAUUAAAUGAUUGUCAUUAAAUUAAAAUUCAUCCAUCAGGAUUUAUUCUGAUUUCUUAAUCCAACAAAUUGAUUAUUUUUACUUUAUAAGGGGAACUAUUCCUUUCUAGAGAAUUAUUAGAUCAUAUCAUAUCAAUCAAUGUUCUUAAUGAGUAUUUACCUGAUAUUGUAAUAAUUAUAUGAUAUUUAGUUAAUCCUUACUUACGAUGGUACAAUUUUUAUUACAUCUAUUAUUGAAUUGAAAAAAACAGAUGAUUUUAAUUAUUAUUGUCUCAAGAAAUACAAAUUAGAAGAUAUGGAAAUCAAAAUGGACACUAAUUAAUUGAGAAAAGUUAAAGAAUUAAUUAAUACUAAAAAUUUAGAAUUUUUGACUUCUCAAAUUUCAUGUAGCUAAUUUAUACAAUGUACAAUUUAUUUUAAAUAUAGUAAAUACUCAAAGAAUUCUUAUUAUUUCUUAUGAAAAUGGGUAAAUAAUAUCUUUGUAUGAAUAACCAAAAACAACUAAUUUAUUAUGA